GACCAGCGCGGAAAGAGAACUCAUAAUUUCCUGAGUCAUUGCUUCUGUGGUUUAUUAAACGAAAUAACUAAAGAGUAUCCUCAGUAAGCUUUAAUAUAUUUAUUUGGACAUUUAGCUAUAUUUUAAGAAUGGAGGGGUCUGUGUCCAAUGUGGAGGUGUGUAACUUUGCUUACACGGGGCAGUUUGAGAAAUUAAAACAGUGCAUCCUGUCAGAUAAAACGCUUGCCUGCAAAACAGACCAGGACCGGAGAACCGCGCUGCACUGGGCUUGUUCUGCUGGACACACCGAUAUUGUGGAGUUUCUUCUUGACAUGGGAGUUGAAGUGAACCUGCAAGAUGAUGCUUCGUGGACCCCUUUGCACAUUGCAGCAUCUGCAGGCAGAGAAGACAUCGUGAGAUCUCUGAUAUCCAAAGGAGCUCAGCUCAACUCAGUUAAUCAAAAUGGAUGCACCCCUCUGCACUACGCCGCCUCCAAAGACAGAUAUGAGGUGGGCCCUGUAAUAUGCUACAGGUGGGGUGCUGAAUGGUGGGUUACACCGGUGGGUUUCUUGUUCUCUACACAAGCUCUACUGGUGCUUCACACACAAAUGUAGAAAGUGCAACAGAACACAGGAAAGGGGGAUAAAUGCACUUCAAUAGAGUAAGCAUGGCAGGAGGCCAGCUUGAGACUGGGGCAUCCAUGGGGGAGGCAGGUGUUGGACCCUACAGCACACCUUUAUUCUGUGGCUUGCCUUUGCUGGAAUGUCUAAAAGCCCUCCUCUUCUUAUUAAGAUAAUUUUCAUUACAUUUUUUUCUUUCUUCCCGUAUAGUAUGACUAAUGUACCUUUGUCUGCUGCUUUUACUUUCCUCACAUCAAGAUAAACAGCAAUCCCAUCACCUACACCCACAACCGUCUUGCUGUUUCUUGUUAUCUUUUUUUUUCCUUAUUACCCCUGUGUUACCACCCCUUUAUUAUCGCUGCGCCCUAUACACACAGGGCUUGGCUUAUGAGUAACCACUCUCUGUCACCUAUAAGUCACGCCCUGUACACGCAACAGGUUAUUAAAUUUUUGAAACAUGUUCUCAUCCAGGGUACCAGGAUUCGAUUGUGCCUUUUCGUCUUUUCUUAGAUCAGCAUAAAGUUUUCUCUUUAGAAUGAAACUUGUAGAUAUGAGCUUUAGUACUUUUAAGGAAACCCUGUAGGAAUAAGUAAAAUAUAAUUAUAGGUUGCUUAUACUUCUCAAAUGUGCAAAACAAAACAGCUUUUCUUUAACAAUAAACUUGUUGUGCUGAAUAUUUGUCUCCCCCUUGUGGCACAUAGAGGUAUUACAAAGAUACCGUCAACACGUGCUUGUAAUGUGUUCCCGCUGUGUUCACUGCUUAUGUACAGUUCUCUUUCAUAGCAUUCGUUUCGUGUCUCACUAUGGGAACGCCUCCUGCGUGACCUCAUCAGAAGCUCAAAUACCAUUACGCCAGCCCUUACAGGCUGGCUAGGUGACGCCCAUGUCAGGAGGGGCCAGUGCCUCCCUAUAUAAUAGGCUGACA
Molecule: messenger RNA, 1524 nt
Organism: Pundamilia nyererei
Lineage: Eukaryota; Metazoa; Chordata; Actinopteri; Cichliformes; Cichlidae
Product: 26S proteasome non-ATPase regulatory subunit 10-like
Exons: 4
Coding region: 129-593 (154 amino acids)
Molecular function (GO): protein binding
Source: RefSeq, a predicted model, not a curated record